Saccoglossus kowalevskii is the source of this 387-nucleotide messenger RNA. RefSeq lists its product as uncharacterized. The record is from RefSeq and is a predicted model, not a curated record. Lineage: Eukaryota; Metazoa; Hemichordata; Enteropneusta; Harrimaniidae.
AUGAGACCACAUAUAUUGUCAUUUGCUCAUGUCGGACACUUGGGUAUUGUAAGCACCAACAAAAAUUUAAGGUCAAGGGUAUGGUGGCCUGGAAUGGAGAAGGAUGCCGAAAAACACUGUAAAACAUGCCAUGGAUGCCAAAUCACCAGUAGACAAAAUCCACCAGAACCGAUAAGAAGUACUAGACUUCUGACAGCGCCAUGGGUAGAUUUGGCAAUUGAUUUUCACGGACCUUUACCAUCUGGAGAAUAUGUAUUAGUUGUGAUUGACUACUAUAGUCGAUAUUAUGAGCUGGUAGUUAUGAAAUCAAUCACAGCAGAAAAGAACAGUUGCAGAGUUGCGUAUAAUAUUAGCGAGACAUGGAUUACCAGAAACGGCUUCCAGUGA